Messenger RNA from Prunus avium (sweet cherry), 1387 nucleotides. It is a transcript of the gene ALPHA-SNAP2, whose product is annotated as alpha-soluble NSF attachment protein 2. Lineage: Eukaryota; Viridiplantae; Streptophyta; Magnoliopsida; Rosales; Rosaceae. Gene Ontology annotation, biological process: SNARE complex disassembly; intracellular protein transport. Gene Ontology annotation, molecular function: soluble NSF attachment protein activity; syntaxin binding. The record is from RefSeq and is a predicted model, not a curated record. Gene Ontology annotation, cellular component: vacuolar membrane; SNARE complex.
CAUAAAGUUAAGAUUAAUGAGAAAAAUCCUCGGCUAACGUGUUACGUGACCAGGCUCGCCUUCCUUGAAAUUUCGAGAACUUUGCUUGACAAUAUUAAUUCCCGUCGCGACCUCUGUUUUUCCUUCUCACUUAUUAGCCUUCAUUUCUGCGGCUCAGAAACUCAGAAAUCAAAUUUUAAAAAGAAAAAAGGAAAGAUUGAAGAGAAUGGGUGAUCAGAUUGCUAGGGCGGAGGAUUUCGAAAAGAAAGCAGAGAAGAAACUGAGUAGCUGGGGAUUUUUCGGUUCCAAACAUGAAGACGCCGCAGAACUCUUCGAUAAAUCUGCCAAUUCUUACAAGCUCGGCAAAUCCUGGGACAAAGCUGGAGCAACAUAUGUCAAGUUGGCAAACUGUCAUUUGAAGUCUGACAGCAAACAUGAAGCAGCCACAGCUUAUGUUGAUGCUGCACAUUGCUACAAGAAAUCAUCUGUAAAUGAGGCCAUUUCUUGCUUAGAGCAGGCUGUAAAUUUACUGUGUGAUAUUGGAAGGCUUAAUAUGGCUGCAAGAUAUUAUAAGGAAAUUGCCGAACUAUAUGAAUCUGAACAAAACAUUGAGAAGGCUAUUGAGUUCUUUGAAAGGGCAGCUGAUUUCUUCCAAAAUGAAGAAGUAACAACUUCGGCCAAUCAGUGCAAACAGAAAGUUGCUCAAUUUGCUGCACAGAUUGAACAGUAUCCCAAGUCUAUUGAAAUCUAUGAAGAAAUUGCUCGGCACUCACUCAACAAUAACCUGCUCAAGUAUGGAGUUAAAGGGCAUCUUCUUAAUGCUGGAAUAUGCCAACUUUGUAAAGGAGAUUCUGUUGCAAUCACCAAUGCAUUAGAGCGAUAUCAGGAAUUAGAUCCUACUUUUUCAGGAACAAGGGAGUACAGGUUCUUAGCGGAUAUUGCAGCAUCGGUUGAUGAGGAAGACGUUGCCAAGUUCACUGAUGUGGUUAAGGAAUUUGAUAGUAUGACCCCACUGGAUUCAUGGAAGACAACCCUACUGCUGAGAGUGAAGGAAAAGCUGAAAUCCAAGGAACUGGAGGAGGAUGAUCUUACCUAAGUUCGAAAGUUAUGAAAUGUUGUGUGGCUCUCCAUUUGUUCUUGAAGAUUGAAUUUUAUUAUCAUGGGUUUGUAAUUUCGUUACACUUGAUUGGCAAUGUACGGGUACUAAAUUGUAGUUGUUUUUGGAUUUUUUUUUAUUUUUAAUCAGAGUGUUUUCGACUUUUUAUGAGCUUCGAUGAGAUUUAUGUAUGAUGUAUAUUCGACAGCCAUGAUAUGAAUUGCCUUGGCUUCUAAAAUGUAUGGGAUUUAUGUUAACUUUUGACACUCGUGUCAAUUUGUCAAGUAAAUGAGCAUUGGUUGGUCUUGGUAA